Molecule: messenger RNA, 2069 nt
Organism: Salvia miltiorrhiza (redroot sage)
Lineage: Eukaryota; Viridiplantae; Streptophyta; Magnoliopsida; Lamiales; Lamiaceae
Product: mitochondrial inner membrane protein OXA1-like
Exons: 10
Coding region: 507-1790 (427 amino acids)
Biological process (GO): mitochondrial respiratory chain complex IV assembly; protein insertion into mitochondrial inner membrane from matrix
Cellular component (GO): mitochondrial inner membrane
Molecular function (GO): membrane insertase activity
Source: RefSeq, a predicted model, not a curated record
UGAAAAUGUUGGAUGAGCUGCACUCAAACUGGGAUUGCAGGUGCAGGCAAUCCUUUAAUUUUCAGACCCGCACUCCACCUGUCUGAUAAAACUCCUGAACCUGCAAAACAAAGUAGAAGAAGAGAAAAAGAACCGAACUGUGCCGCAGCGCACCGCUGCUUUAAAAGCUAUCUGAGCAGAUCCUCUGGUGUCAAGUCUCGUUGUCGAAUGCAACACAGAUAUCCGUCAAAUGCGUGCACUCGCAAAAGACGAACUAGAGACGCUUUGAUAGAGAGAAUAGAGAGCAAGAGGGGUUUGAGAAGUUUGGGAGAGCAGAAAAAUGGCAGUACGUUUUCUCCCUUUGAAGAAAGUAGCAGACCCCUUUUUAUAUGGAGAGGAGAAGCUAACUAAUUAGGUUCAGCCACUACUCUCAUUCCUACAACCGAACGCACCUCAAAAACCCUGAAUUUCAAAACCCAUAAAUCCAAGGAGAUCUUCUUCCUUCAAUUGAAGGCGAGUACAGAUUUAUGGCUUUAAGACGGAGCGUCCCUGCACGCGCCAAGUUGUUCUAUCAACAGCAACGAGUCGCCGUCCCAUUGUCGCAUGUCGAUCGUGAUGAUGUCGACCGCGAAAACCUGCCCCGCCAUAACCCCAUUUACAAGGGCAGUGGGAUCCCCGAUAUUCUGCGGCGCCGCCUCCAGCUCGGGGCCGGAGCAAAUGUGGGAUGUUUUUAUGGGUCGAGGAAUCUGUUCCAAGAUCGGAGAUUUGCGAUUCCAGCUGCUUUCUCGCCAGUUUCUGUGAGGAAGCUCUCGACUCUUGGUGAUGUGGUGGAAGAGAUGGUUACGAGUGAGGUGGCGGCUGCGGCGGCGGACUCGUUCAGGCCGGUGGCCGCAAUACAAUACUUGACUGAUUAUGUGCACACUUUGACAGGGUUGAAUUGGUGGGCAGCCAUUGUGAUGACCACUAUCUUGUACCGUACGCUUAUACUUCCUUUUACAAUCCGUCACACUAUAGCUGCUUCAAAAUUCACUCUUAUAAAGCCCCAGUUGGAUGAGAUUCUGAAGAAAAAGAAGAGUGGGGUUAUUACUCUUGCUGAAUCCCAGGCAUUAUCGGGAAAAUUAUAUAAAAAAUAUGAUGUUACACCGUUCACCCCUGUAAAUGGAAUUCUAUUUGGCGGACCUGUCUUUCUCUGUUUCAUCUUUGCAAUCAACAACAUGGCAGUAAAGGUUCAAUCUUUCAAGGAGGGAGGAGUGUUUUGGUUUACUGAUUUGACUACUCCAGAUGCAAUUCAUAUCUUGCCAGUUUUGACGGCACUGACAUGUUGGAUAAUGAUGAAGCGCAACACUCAACAAGGUGUAGUGGGCGAUCCAGGGGCCAUAUUCUUCGCCUCUACAGUCUUAGCAAUAUUAACGAUCCCUGCCACUGAAUAUUUCCCGAAGGCUAUAUGUUGUUACUGGAUUACCUCACACCUGUAUACCAUUGCGUACGGAUUGGUGAUAAAGAAGCCUGAGGUGAAGCAGAUGUUGGGAAUACCGGAUAUUCCACAACCACCGCCGCUGCCACCAAAUCCCUCGUUUUCCGACGCUCUGAAGGGGUUCAUACUUCAUAUGCAGCUGAAUUAUAACGCACCACCAUCACAUCAGUCUCUAUCACAACUAGCGCAGUCUUUACCACCACCUCCACCUGUUGAUGAAGCGUCGAAGCUGGUAGAUCCAAGAAUACGGUCGUUGGCGUCGGCGGCGGCGAGGAUUAAGAACUUAGAGAAAGAGCUCAAGAGAGAGAAAAAAGGGAACAAAAGGUCUUCCAGGUGAUGAAAAGUUUAGCAGAGCUACAUGACCAUACAAAUAUGGUUAUUUUAAAGAAUGCAAAUUUCACCUUGUUCUUAGCUACCGUGUUUCGGCUUCUUUCUUUCUUUCUUUCUUUUUUUUUUUUGAUGAAUGUUUCGCUUUCUUUUUUCUUUUUGAUGAAUGUUUCGGCUUUUUAUUGGAUUGUAGAAAACUGAAGGAAGUUGGUCAAAACUCAAGCACAGAGUCGGUUAAUUAGUUAGAUUCCAAUCAAUAUAUAUAUUAAAGUAAAUAAUUUGGUUGCAA